This is a messenger RNA of Porites evermanni, 1833 nucleotides long. Lineage: Eukaryota; Metazoa; Cnidaria; Anthozoa; Scleractinia; Poritidae. The record is from the annotation of a GenBank genome assembly.
AUGGAAGAUUCAAGUAUUUGUUGUGAGAAAAAGCUCCAGGACGUCGACAGCGACGAUUGUGAGGAAACUUGGCAAUGUAGUUCGUCAGUCGAGCAGUCUUUUCUUGAUUUAGAACCCAUCAGUGAAGCUAAACAAUCUUCGUUUUGCGUUGAACUGAUGAAGCGACUCAACAUGCAGCGACAACAGUCCUAUUUCUGCAACAUAACCUUAAUAGCGAAAGAAGGGAACGAAUUUAAGGCCCAUAGAAAUGUGUUAUCGGCUGCGAGUCCGUUUUUUUCAAAGCUUCUUCAGAGCGAGAUGAAAGAGAAAGAGGAAGGAGUCAUUCGGUUCGAGGAGAUUUCCAAAUCGGUCCUCUCAGAUGUUUUGGAGUUCACCUACACAGGAAGUGUCAAGAUAAAUAAAAAGAAUGCCAGGGACCUGAUAAUCGCAGCCGACUAUUUACUGCUUAAGUCUUUGAAAAUCAUCGCCGGGCGAUUUCUAGAGGAGCAAAUGUCUACCAACAAUUGCAUUUCAACUUUUCACUUUGCGGACAGAUAUCGUUGUGAUGAACUUGUUCUUCGUAGUACAAAGUUCAUUCAAGACAACUUCACCUCCGUAGCAAAGUCAGACGAAUUUUUAAACUUGGAUGCUGAAGAAGUUGAAAAGUGGAUUUCAAGCGAGAAUAUUUUGGUUGCAGCUGAAGAAGAUGUGUUCAGAAUCAUUCUUAACUGGAUCGAGCAAAAUAAACGCGAGCGAAAAGACAAGUUUGGGCAGCUAUUUCGUCAUGUUCGACUGGUCUUGCUUUCGCGUGACUCUCUAUUCUCUGAUGUCGUGACAAAUGAACUGGUUACAGAACAUUUCUCUAUUUUGAGGCGUGUCACGGAUGCCAUUAAGUCAGUUAGUGCGGCAACUGAGGAUGCUCAAAUUCAACCGGCGAGAAGAAGGCUUGAAACACACGCCAUUGUAGUACGUGGAGGGAAAACAACUUACUGUUACCUUCCCGAGAAAGAUAAAUGGCAGCGAUUAGCAGACGGAUUAUCUGAAGACCGAGACCACACUACACAGUUAAUAAAAUUCCGUGAUCAGCUGUAUAGCUUUCCUCGGAGUAGAUCUGCUGAGACAGAAAGGUAUGAUCCCGCUUUCAACAGUUGGACCACUUUGAAGUUAUCCCCUCCUUUUGAGAAACUCUCGUUGGCUGCCCUUAAUGGGAAAAUUCAUGCUAUAUACCGUCCUUAUCGAUCCGCUCCUGUGAUUAAAAGAUAUGAUAUAGAGUCGUGCGCCUGGGAGACUGUGACAUCUUCUCAGGACUUCCAUUACAGUGAUGACUCUUGUGUUGUUGCUCUUGGCAACUGUCUGUAUGUUCUUGGUGGUGGAUAUAGUGAUAAAGCUGGCAAGUUUGACACUGCGGAAGGAAAAUGGGAGGAAAUUGCAUCUAUGCAAACUAGGAAGAGCGGUGCCUUUGGUGUGGCUACUCAAGGGAAGAUUUUUGUUUGUGAUUCGUUCCAUGGAUGUGAAGUGUAUGAGGUUCCCACAAAAGAAUGGCAAACCAUUGCACGUUUGAACAACAGUUACGACAGAGUGAAGAAUUAUCCCCCAUUUCAUUUGCAUUGUGUGGUGUGUCUUAACGAAACAGUUUAUGUAGUGGGUACAGUCGGUGAAUAUUAUUCUUCUUCUUCAGAGAAAGAUGAGAUAAUUGUAGUUGAAAGCUAUGAUCCCAAACUAAACAAGUGGAUCCAGAAGACCUCCAUACCUAUCAACAAGGGCUCUGAGGUUAAAAAACAUUCAUUUCACUGCUCUACAUUGAAACUUGCUAAAGGAUUGCUCAAGAAACCAAAAAUUGUUACAAUUGAUUAA